Molecule: messenger RNA, 3317 nt
Organism: Pelodiscus sinensis (Chinese soft-shelled turtle)
Lineage: Eukaryota; Metazoa; Chordata; Testudines; Trionychidae
Source: RefSeq, a predicted model, not a curated record
AUGUGCAUCACGCACCCUUUCCAACCAUCCCAUGUUGAUGUUGAUGAGACAGCCCUUGUGAUCCACUGGUGCCUUCAACACCAACAAGAAGUACCCAUUAGGUUUAUGUGCUCUUUGUCAAGGUCAGGUGUCAAGAGCACCACAUACACUUGCAGUGCAUUAAUACUUUUUUUCUUCUUUCCUUUUCUCAGUGUUUUUGAAGAUGAAAGUGCAAAAUUGCGUCAGCUGAAACUAGAGAACCAGCGAGCUCUUCUGGAGAAGAAGCAGAGGAAGAAACGUCUUGAACCCUUGAUGGUGCAACCAAAUCCAGAAGCAAAGCUGCGAAAAUCAAAGCCCAAAGGGUGUGAGGAGCAGACUCCCUUAGUGGAGACACUCACCCCUUUUCACAGUGAUGUUGUCCUGCAUGGCAUUGAUGGCCCAGCUGCCUUCCUGAAGCCAGAAGUACAAGACUUGGGGACCAAACUCCAAAUCCUCUCUGUAGGAUCAUCCACAACAGAAGAUGAUGCAGAUCAGGACAAUGAUGAAGAGACCCUGAUAGACACAGCUGCCAAGCCAGAUCUGCAAGAAAUACUACAGAAACGAGGGAUCUCAGGCAGUUUGAAUUUUGAUGAGGACACAGAAGAGGAGGAAGAAGCUGGAAAGAGGUCAGGAUCUCAUUCUCCGUAUUCUGAAUCUGAGAGGCCUAGUUCUGCAGCCAGCCAGAAAUCUGCGACAGAAAGAGGUGCUUCCUGCACUGCUUCCCCAGAGACAGAUGCUCAGCUGGGAGAAGUGGAGAACUUGGAGGAGUUUGCAUUACGCCCUGCUCCCCGUGGCAUUACAGUGAAGUGUCGAAUCACUAGAGAUAAGAAAGGAAUGGACCGAGGUCUCUUCCCCACUUACUACAUGCACCUUGAAAGGGAUGACAACAGAAAGACCUUCCUUCUUGCAGGGAGAAAACGGAAAAAGAGCAAAACAUCCAAUUAUCUCAUUUCAAUUGACCCAACAGAUUUAUCCCGGGAAGGGGAAAGUUUCAUUGGAAAACUCAGGUCCAACCUUAUGGGAACGAAGUUUACUGUCUAUGAUCAUGGAGUUAGCCCAGUAAAGGCUCAGGGGCUAGUAGAAAAGGUCCAUACACGACAGGAGCUUGCAGCCAUUUGUUAUGAAACCAACGUGCUAGGAUUCAAGGGUCCCAGGAAGAUGUCCGUGAUCAUUCCAGGGAUGAAUAUGAACCACAAGCGGAUUCCAAUCAAACCACGAAACGAGCAUGAGAGCUUGUUGUCAAACUGGCAAAAUAAAAGCCUGGAGAACCUGAUUGAGCUUCACAACAAGGCUCCAGUCUGGAAUGAUGACACUCAAUCGUACGUCUUGAAUUUCCAUGGCAGAGUCACUCAGGCCUCAGUGAAGAACUUCCAGAUCGUCCAUGAGAAUGACCCUGACUACAUUGUGAUGCAGUUUGGUCGUGUAGCAGAAGAUGUGUUCACUCUGGACUAUAAUUACCCCCUGUGUGCCCUCCAGGCCUUUGCCAUUGGACUCUCCAGCUUUGAUAGCAAAUUGGCAUGUGAAUGACAGAAAGAGUGGACUUCAGCAUGGAACUCGCUCCUAUCCCCGCACCUUGUAGAUGAGUUUUUGAGUGGAAUCAUGAGAAGUAUCCUGGGGACAGAAAGAAACUGGAGGCCAGAUAUCUGCAAGCUCAACAAGAAGCAAGUAGUAGAUUUGGGGGCUUUACAAUAACCAAUAGAGACCAUGGCCCUGUUGGAAGGGAGAUCUUUGCAUGUGCAGUGGUGGAAGACAAGGAUAAUGUACGAAGUCUUUGUUACCAGCAUUGAGAAUCUUGAUGGGUGAUGGUGUGAGCUCAUCCUGCUCCUCAGAAGCUAAACAUCAUUGUGACUGAAAACACUUGCAUUGGGAUCAGAUUAAUAGUGCUUUAGUGCCCAGGGACCUUGGCUCUCACAGUGCCCCUGUGUGCCUGUACUAAUGCAGCGAAUAUUAAGAUUAGUUCAGAGAAGGAAGGAAAAGUACAGUCUGUGCCCUCUCUUACGCUGUAGAGCUACUCUCCUGUGUAAGGCAAUGGAGAGAGAACGAAGAGAUGGUAUAAGCCCGAUGCCCCUGUGCAACUGUAAGCAGUGUUCAGUGAACAAAGAAUAGGAAUGUGCCCCAUGCCUCUAUACUUUUACUCAGCAGGAUAAUUCUCUGUCAAGGCUGAUGGAUCCCACUUCCUGUUAAUUGUUCUGCUUCUCAUUGUCCUGUGACAACCUUUUCACCAAAUAAAGAUCUCCCAUCAUUAGGAAUGUGAGAAAAGCUCCUAUGGUCACUUUUAAGCGGGCAAUAUUAAUAUUAUGAUCAUCAUGGUUUCUUUUAUUCUUAACAGCUCUAAAACUGAAAUUGAAUAGAUCAUUGGACCUGAGAGAAACUAGCCAAGAAGGGUAUGCCAUUGACUAUUCCCGAAAUGCAACAUUCUGAUUACCUUAAAUACUAGAUUCUGUAGGUCAGUCAAUCAGAAACAUUUAAAAAAAAUUAUUUUAUGAAAGUUUGCUGAUUUUUAGGAAUGAACUGAUAUCUGAAUUUCUUCUUUGUUUUAUUUAGCUUUUUUCUCAGCAAAUAAGAGAUACCCUUUUAUGGCAGUCUGAAUAGCUGAUUCCAAUUGCAUGUGGUUUAAUAACCACAGAUAUCUCAAAUCAUGACCAUUGCAGACAAUUUUGUAUAAAAAUUUAAUCUGAAUAUGAGAUUAACCAAAAAAUAAGAUAAUAGACAUUUUGCAAGGCAGAAAGAAAGAACAAGAGUGGUCGAAGUACUGCUCAUAGGCCUUUAUAAUGUGUCCUGAAGUAGCCCUCAUCUUUAAUUCUGGGUUGCAGUUAAUGGAGACCAUAAGUCUCUGCAUGCAGUCCUCCUUGAUCCACCAGCUUCAAUUUUCAUCGAAGUGGAGCACCUCAUAGGGUAUGUCUACACUACCACCCUAGUUCGAACUAGGGUGGUAGUGUAGACAUACCCUAUGAGGUGCUCCACUUCGAUGAAAAUUGAAGCUGGUGGAUCAAGGAGGACUGCAUGCAGAGACUUAUGGUCUCCAUUAACUGCAACCCAGAAUUAAAGAUGAGGGCUACUUCAGGACACAUUAUAAAGGCCUAUGAGCAGUACUUCGACCACUCUUGUUCUUUCUUUCUGCCUUGCAAAAUGUCUAUUAUCUUAUUUUUUGGUUAAUCUCAUAUUCAGAUUAAAUUUUUAUACAAAAUUGUCUGCAAUGGUCAUGAUUUGAGAUAUCUGUGGUUAUUAAACCACAUGCAAUUGGAAUCAGCUAUUCAGACUGCCAUAAAAGGGUAUCUCUUAUUUGCUGAGAAAAAAGC